GGCGUCUCCGCGUUCGGUUUGGAAGGUUCGCAGCAGAACUCACACCAGGGCUACGGCCGAGGGUUGGCUGUGCCGGUACUGGGAGCGCGUUCUCCGGAGAAUCCUGUCUGGGACCAGGGUGGCCCGGCCGGCUCGGCGCUGCGUUUGGCCCGUCUCGGGCAGCCAGGUGCCCUGGGAAAUUAAGAGUGGUUUUCAGUCAAGAGACUUUGUCCGCUUGGGUUCCUGGAGAAUGGAAUCACCAGAAGCCCCCGCAUCAGUCAGAGCUGCCAGGUUUGGGAAGGGCCUGCUGAGCUGCUGAUGCCCCCAUGUCUUCCUUCCUCAGAGCACCCAGGAUGGGCACCCCAGCCUCUGUAGUGAGUGAGCCACCCCCUUGGCAGGCCCCGAUGGUGGCCCGGGGCCGCAAGCAGGCCGCGGCCAACAUCUUCCAGGAUGCUGAGCUGCUGCAGAUCCAGGGUCUGUUUCAGCGCAGCGGGGACCAGCUGGCUGAGGAACGGGCACAGAUCAUUUGGGAGUGUGCAGGGGACCACCGUGUGGCGGAGGCCUUGAAACAGCUGCGCAGGAAGAAGACCCCACGGCAGAAGCCCCUGGGCCACUCGCUCUACCACUGCAGCCGGCUCAGAGUCCCAGAAGCCCGCUCUCCACUGGUCGACCCACAGAGUAGUGCUGUGGAGACAGCCACCAGUGAGCAGUAUCUGAACUCUCGGAGGACAAGUGCCAGGAUCCGCCGGAACUGGAGGAAGCCAAGCCCUACAAGCUACCUCCACCGGAUCAGACACUGAUCCAGGGAAGGGGCCGAGAACAGCAGUAUCUUUCCCAGGAAACACAGGGACUUCUGCUAAAAGGCUUAGAGCGUGGAGAAGGAACAGAGACUUGAGGUGGGUGGCCCACAUGAGAAAAUGAAAGGAAGAGACCACUGCCACUGGUCUGUUCAAUUCAGAACAGGACUAGAGGCCUGUUACAUCGAACCCAUUCCUCACCAGACUGAGAAAAAACCCAGCAGUUCCUGCCUCAGCCCUCGCCAACCUAACACUAUACCUGGGCUGCAUGAUAUUCCCCCCAGGAGGCAAGUGACCAGCAUGCUGGCUCAGCAUAUCACUCCUACUGCUGAUCCUCCUGCUACUGUAACCCAUGAUCCAGUAGCCCAUCCCACACACCUGCCCCUUGUCAGGCCAGCACAAGGACACUGUGGACCAAGUGGCAAAUAAAAACAUUUGCAUCAAGAA
Molecule: messenger RNA, 1223 nt
Organism: Loxodonta africana (African savanna elephant)
Lineage: Eukaryota; Metazoa; Chordata; Mammalia; Proboscidea; Elephantidae
Gene: AVPI1
Product: arginine vasopressin induced 1
Exons: 3
Coding region: 306-779 (157 amino acids)
Biological process (GO): positive regulation of MAPK cascade
Source: RefSeq, a predicted model, not a curated record